CUUCUUCUUCUACUGUUCUGGUACUAUGGCGCAGUCUACGGUCUCUAUUGACAAUGCAAAGCUGCAAGAUGAAGGGGCUGAUCAAUAUGUGCAAGCAUUGGGGCUAAAAGGAGGGUCUAUUACAGAAGGGACUACAAAGGACAAGAAGGACAUCCAGCAUUUGCUGGAGUAUUGGCACGAUGAUAUCCUAGAUGACACCAGGCUUCCACAGAGAACUCUACUUGGUCCGUUCAAGAAAAAAGAUGGCUUCUACAAGGAUGGAUGGAGGCUUGACAGUCAAAGUAAUGGGCCCUUUGUGAAGUUCCCUAAAGAAGAUCCCAACACUAAGUACCAGAAUUUUGCCAUCCAGUGGGAAAAGUCAGUCUUUUCAUGUGUGGUUGCUAGAAGGAGUUAAAGGUGGCUGUUAUCAAGAGGAAGUCUGGAAACACUUGGGAGAUUGUGAUGGAAAAGUAAUCUCCCAUGUUAAUUAUGUUUGUACUAUAUUAUUAUGCUUGCUCUGUUUCAUUCGCAGCUC
Selaginella moellendorffii is the source of this 514-nucleotide messenger RNA. RefSeq lists its product as uncharacterized. Lineage: Eukaryota; Viridiplantae; Streptophyta; Lycopodiopsida; Selaginellales; Selaginellaceae. The record is from RefSeq and is a predicted model, not a curated record. The transcript is spliced from 4 exons. Bases 26 to 394 code for a protein of 122 amino acids.